This is a messenger RNA of Selaginella moellendorffii, 603 nucleotides long. RefSeq names its product DNA repair protein RAD5A-like. The coding region runs from base 150 to 479 and encodes 109 amino acids. Gene Ontology annotation, molecular function: ATP binding; ATP-dependent chromatin remodeler activity. Lineage: Eukaryota; Viridiplantae; Streptophyta; Lycopodiopsida; Selaginellales; Selaginellaceae. The record is from RefSeq and is a predicted model, not a curated record. The transcript has 6 exons.
UCGAAAGUAAGAAGAAGUUCUUUUGACCACAAGAAGGUUCGGCCGAAAGCGAGCUCCGACAUUGUAAGGUUCUUGACAAAAGCUUCAGGAGAGAUAGGACGGCUUCCAGCCGACUGGGCCAAGUGUUUGAUACCUUUGGGAAGUGCAAAAUGGCACCAGAGGCUCUUUCUCUUAUGAGCAGCAUAGUUCUCCAUUUGAGAGUUUAUAUCAACAAGUCAGAAGCUUACGAGGAGGGGGAUGAGCGCGGAUUGAAGCUUCUGCAAGCUAUCUUGAAGCCGGUAAUGCUUCGAAGAACAAAAUAUUCAACUGAUAAAGAAGGAAGACCAAUUCUUGUUCUCCAACCGGCUCAAUGUGAAGUUAUUGAAUGCAAACUAUCUGAGCCUGAACGUGAUUUUUAUGAUGCCCUUUACCACAGAUCUAAGGUAAAAUUCGAUCAGUUCGUUGAACAAGGCAAGUUCUUCGUUGAAAAAGCUGGCUAGAUUUUUCUUGGACAAGAAUUCCUCCCAGGUGCCUUCGACGGCGUAUGUCAAAGAGGUGGUGGAUGAUAUUCGUAAAGGAGAAAGUGCUGAGUGCCCAAUUUGUUUGGAGAUGCCAGAGGACGCA